This is a messenger RNA of Mucor velutinosus, 270 nucleotides long. RefSeq lists its product as uncharacterized. The coding region runs from base 1 to 270 and encodes 89 amino acids. NCBI's taxonomy places the organism in Eukaryota, Fungi, Mucoromycota, Mucoromycetes, Mucorales, Mucoraceae. The transcript has 3 exons. The record is from RefSeq and is a predicted model, not a curated record.
AUGUACUCUACCACAGCAUUAAGCUACAUGUCUGAACUCAUUAACGAUAAGAAUGCUGCCCACACGAAUACAAACACAAGUACAAGCGCAGCCUCGCCAGUUACACAGAUGCCCUUGGACGACACAGAAUCUCACCAAAGCCAGAAUGAACAAGUUCACAAUAUGACCAACGAGGAAUUGGAGGAAAAGAGAAGACAUGAAUUGCAACUAUUAGAACAAGAAGAGAGACGGCGAUUGUUGGCUGCUAGUAAGAAGAGAAGAAGACUCUAG